CCCAAUCGCAAGCUCAAGCAAAAACACAAAGCGCUUAAACCACACUCAAACCAACCGCCAACAAACAGGCCUCCUAGUCCCGACCAGAACUUGCUCGUAGCCCCGCCCCCGAGAACCCGACAGCGCGAGAUGGCUCCCGAGCUGAUGACAGCCAAGAUGACCGCCAAGGCCGCGGCGGCGGCGGCGGCGGUGAAGCCUGCCACGAGGGCGUACGUGACGUUCCUUGCGGGCGACGGCGACUACUGGAAGGGCGUGGUGGGGCUGGCCAAGGGCCUGCGCAAGGUCCGCUCGGCCUACCCCCUGGUGGUGGCGGUGCUGCCCGACGUGCCCGAGUCCCACCGCCGCAUCCUCGUCUCGCAGGGCUGCGUCGUCCGCGAGAUCGAGCCCGUGUACCCGCCUGAGAACCAGACGCAGUUCGCCAUGGCGUACUACGUCAUCAACUACUCCAAGCUCCGCAUCUGGGAGUUCGUGGAGUACGAGAGGAUGGUGUACCUGGACGCGGACAUCCAGGUGUUCGAGAACAUCGACGGCCUGUUCGAGCUCGAGAAGGGGUACUUCUACGCGGUGAUGGACUGCUUCUGCGAGAAGACGUGGAGCCACACCCCGCAGUACAGGAUCGGCUACUGCCAGCAGUGCCCGGACAAGGUGGCGUGGCCAGCGGCGACCGCCGAGCUGGGCCCUCCGCCGUCGCUCUACUUCAACGCCGGCAUGUUCGUGCACGAGCCCAGCGUGGCCACCGCCAAGGCGCUCCUCGACACCCUCCGCGUGACUCCGCCCACCCCCUUCGCAGAGCAGGACUUCCUGAACAUGUUCUUCAGGGAUCAGUACAGGCCGAUCCCCAACGUGUACAACCUCGUGCUGGCCAUGCUCUGGAGGCACCCCGAGAACGUGCAGCUGGAGAAGGUGAAGGUCGUGCACUACUGCGCGGCGGGGUCCAAGCCGUGGAGGUUCACGGGCAAGGAGGCGAACAUGGACAGGGAGGACAUCAACGCCCUGGUGAACAAGUGGUGGGACAUCUACAACGACGAGACGCUGGACUUGAAGGGCCUGCCCUCGCUCUCGCCCGACGACGACGACGAGGUGGAGGCGGUGGCCAAGAAGCCGCUUCGCGCGGCCCUGGCGGAGGCCGGCACGGUCAAGUACGUCACCGCGCCCUCGGCCGCGUGAUCCCGUGCUCUGGCCUUCCCCCACCGCGCACCGUACCGGUGGCCGCGCGCUAUAGCUUGUGUGUGUGUGGCCAUCGCGGAACAUAAGAAGAAUCUCUCACUAUAAAGGCCUUCGUUCUGUGUUUGCAUUUUGGUUUUGGAUUAGGGUGUCUAAUUUUUCACCAGUUCCUUUUCCCCUUGUGUAAGUGUGGAGCUUACUAUAUAGCUAGCGCCCAUUUCAAGGUGCUGCAAGCGUUGGUCAGGAAUUGGGCUAGAGUGUUUGUCCUGUACCGAGGGAUUAUGUGUAUUUUUGCUAUUUCGCUCGGUAAAUUAAUACAAUAAUAAAAAAUAGGGAGCCGCAAAAUUAUGGCCA
Zea mays is the source of this 1518-nucleotide messenger RNA. Its product is annotated as galactinol synthase 2. Bases 130 to 1167 code for a protein of 345 amino acids. NCBI's taxonomy places the organism in Eukaryota, Viridiplantae, Streptophyta, Magnoliopsida, Poales, Poaceae. The transcript is spliced from 3 exons. The record is from RefSeq and is marked validated. Gene Ontology annotation, molecular function: glycosyltransferase activity.